AUGGAUUUAGCAAAGUGCGGUAGCCGCUCUAUUUCUCUCUCUAUUACUCACGAUUCAAGUGCUGCUCUAUGUCUCUUUUUCUCUCUCAAGGAAAGCAUUUCCUUGCUACCGCCCCUGUGCAUUCCCCAAAUCACCAUUGCUCCUAAUUUUCAUAUAGAGGAAUUCUUCUUUCUCUCACUACAAUGGUUCCUUUUUCUCUUCUACAUCGAUAUCUACACAAAAAUUCCCACGUCUCUUCAAAGAUGGUUGGAAGAAACAGAUAAUGAGGAGUCAAUCAUUGUAUGUGCAUCUGAGUUCUUUCCAUCUCAAAAGUCUUCUCAAUAUCCUGCCCUAACAUCAAACAUCGCUGCUGAUUUCAUUGUUGAAGAACUCAAAAUACAUCAACAUACUGUUCCAUCAAGGUAUAGCUUUCAAUUUCUUUUCUAUAAGCCAUCCCCCGCCUUGCAUCCUUCUUCAUCAUCAACGAUUCUCCAACUGCUAAAAUUGUAUUUGUGCAUAUUUGAUUUGAGACUUAUAUUUAAUUUAAAGGAUUUUUUUCAACUUGGUAGGCCCUUCAAGCUCUUUCCAUACAAUAUGGGGUAUUCCAGUCAAUUUAGAAAGAGAAGCGAGCAUGAUGGCUUAAACCCGUUCUACGCCACCUGCAACCACCUCCUCCAGUUAAUGACACCAAUCCAUACAAUGUAUUUAGACCAAGGGAGAAAGCUCACAGACUUCAUACAAGAAGGAUGCAAAGAAGAGAAAACAAUGUCCAAUCAUUUGAAAAGCUUCACCAGAUCAUCUUUUUCACCCAUAUAUGGUCUCAUCCUACUUCUUAAUCUUACAUUUUAUUUGUCAAUCAGUGCGCCGUGGGUCAAUAGGAAAAAAAUAUUGGCCAACAAAGCAAAUGGUGGUCUUGUAGUUGGGAGUAUUUUCUCUUUCAAUAUGGUGCUUUUGUUCAAAUAG
This is a messenger RNA of Lactuca saligna, 942 nucleotides long. The record is from the annotation of a GenBank genome assembly. Lineage: Eukaryota; Viridiplantae; Streptophyta; Magnoliopsida; Asterales; Asteraceae.